AUGGAAUCAGGGUAUGACAUUAAUAGUCUGUUUGAAGAAGCACAAAGGCGGUGGCUGAAGCCAGCAGAAGUGCUUUUUAUAUUACAAAAUCAUGAUAAGUAUCAGUUCACACAGGAGCCACCUCAAAAGCCAACCAGUGGAUCUUUGUUUCUAUUUAAUAAGAGAAUUCUGAGGUUCUUUAGAAGAGAUGGUCAUAGUUGGCGUAAAAAGAAGGAUGGAAGAACGGUUGGGGAAGCACAUGAAAGGCUCAAGGUUGGAAAUGUUGAGGCUUUAAAUUGUUAUUAUGCACAUGGUGAGCAAAACCCAAGUUUUCAGAGACGCAGCUAUUGGAUGCUGGACACGGCGUUUGAGCACAUCGUGCUUGUCCAUUAUAGAGAGAUUACUGAGGGAAAACCCUCUCCUGGAUCUGCUGCACAGUUGUCACCCGGAUUCUCUCACAGUCCUAGUGCUAAUACUGGUCAAACGCGAGGAUCUACCCCUGUAAUUAGUGGUGUAUAUGAACCAUCUCAGAGUUUGUGUAGUCCAGCAUCUGUAGAAGUUAGCUCUGGAUUAGGCAUCAAGGACAAUGGGGUGGAUAGUACUGCAGAAUUUACUAGUUCUGCUGAUAACGAGGUUACUCAAUUUUUGCGAAGGCUGGAGGAGCAGUUGAGUUUGAAUGAGGACAGCAUGAACGAAAUUGCCCCAUUAGCUGGUGAAGAGGGAGCGACAAAUGAUUCAAAAAUUCUGGAAUACGUAAAUAACAUCUCCAAGGAGGAUCAAUCUAAGAAUUUACUUCACGGAUCACAGUAUAUUGUUGAUUAUCAAUCUUAUGGUGGACAUGCUGGAAAGCAGUUAGAGAGAAACAACCUUGCACCACUUCAGGAUCAAGGUGAUGGUGGCGCAUAUUCAAAUUAUUAUACAGAUGCAAGCAAAGAACCCCUUUCUUGGGAUGAAAUGUUUGAAUCCUAUAAGGCUUCAUCAGGCAUUGAGUACCAGGAAAAGCCCAAUUCUUCUUUAAGGAUGGAACCAGCUCAAGAGCAAGAAAACUCUCAUUGGAUAAAUUUCAAUGAUGGAAACUGUACGAUAUCUUAUGCCCUUGAUACUUCUUUGUUGCUGCCUCAAGAAGUUGAAAAUUUCGAUAUUCCUACAUGUUCUUCUGUUAUAGAAACACAUGAAAACAAUUCCAACUACUACUCGAUGCUAUAUGAUCAAGGCCAUCUUGGAAUACAAAUUGAAGCAGAUUCAAGUUUGACAGUUGCUCAGCAGCAGAAAUUUACUAUCCGUGAAAUAUCCCCAGAAUGGGGCUAUGCCAUUGAGGCUACAAAGGUCAUCAUUGUUGGAUCUUUUCUCUGUGACCCAUCAAAAUCUUCUUGGACGUGCAUGUUUGGUGACACUGAGGUUCCUCUUGAAAUCAUUCAAGAAGGCGUUAUUCGUUGUGAGGCUCCUCCUCACGGGCCUGGAAAGGUCACUAUCUGCAUUACUUCUGGCAAUCGGGAGUCCUGCAGUGAGAUCAGAGACUUUGAGUACCGAGCUAAGGAUAGUAGUUGUGCUCGCUGUAGCUUAUCCCAGACAGAAGCUACUAAGAGUCCAGAAGAGCUAUUGUUACUUGUCAGAUUUGCGCAGAUGCUUCUGUCUGAUUUCUCUUUAGAGAGAGGAGACAGCAUAGAAACAGGAAUUAAUCAACUGGGAAAAUUGAAGGCUGAUGAUGAUUCAUGGGGUUAUAUCAUAGAGGCUCUUUUAUUUGGCAGUGGAAAUUCGUCCACGACAGUUGAUUGGCUUCUACAACAACUUCUGAAAGACAAGCUGCAGCAGUGGCUUGCAUCCAAGUCUCAGGAAGGACACGACCAACCUGGAUCCACAUUGUCCAAGAAAGAGCAAGGGAUAAUACACAUGGUUGCUGGGUUAGGCUUUGAGUGGGCCAUAAGCCCAAUUCUCAGUCAUGGAGUCGGUAUCAAUUUCCGUGACAUUAAUGGGUGGACUGCUCUCCACUGGGCUGCUCGCUUUGGAAGGUAA
Dovyalis caffra is the source of this 1992-nucleotide messenger RNA. Lineage: Eukaryota; Viridiplantae; Streptophyta; Magnoliopsida; Malpighiales; Salicaceae. The record is from the annotation of a GenBank genome assembly.